Lepidothrix coronata (blue-crowned manakin) is the source of this 1754-nucleotide messenger RNA. It is a transcript of the gene SMYD5, whose product is annotated as SMYD family member 5. Lineage: Eukaryota; Metazoa; Chordata; Aves; Passeriformes; Pipridae. The coding region runs from base 1 to 522 and encodes 173 amino acids. Gene Ontology annotation, molecular function: protein binding. The transcript has 6 exons. The record is from RefSeq and is a predicted model, not a curated record.
AUGUGCUGUAAUUCCUGGGGCUUCUUCACCAGGCUGGUUGUGCUUGAUGGCAGCUCCCUGAGCCAGUGGGUGCACGCGUGUGACGCGCUGGAUCUGCCGAUGCUGCAGCGGGAGGAGCUGGACGCCUUCAUCGACCAGCUCUACAAGGACAUCGAGAAGGAGUCUGGAGAGUUCCUCAACUGCGAGGGAUCAGGGCUCUACGUGCUCCAGAGCUGCUGUAACCACAGCUGCAUCCCCAAUGCCGAGACAUCCUUCCCAGAAAACAACUUCCUCCUGCAUCUCACUGCUCUGGAGGACAUCGAAGCAGGAGAGGAAAUCUGCAUCAGUUACUUAGACUGCUGUCAGAGGGAGCGGAGCAGACACAGCCGCAACAAGAUACUCAGGGAGAACUACUUGUUUACCUGCUCGUGUCCCAAGUGCCUGGCGCAAGCCGACGACGCCGACGUGACGUCGGACGAAGACGAGGAGGGCGAGGGAGAGACGGACGAUGCCGAGCUGGAGGAUGAGAUGACCGACGUUUGAUCCUGGCAAGAGGACAGGGAAGGGAAGGGACGGGAAGGGAAGGGACUGGGGGUUCCUCCCAGAGGCAGCAGCUUUCAUCCAAGGAACAGGGUUGUGUUGUGGGGUCGGGUGGGCGGCCGGGCGGAGGUGCCGGAGUGGGGCAGCCGGAGGCAGGUCCUGCUCCCGCCUGUCCGUGUUGUCCCUGCGUGUGUGCGUGAGGCUGUCCCCGUCCUCCCUGUGAGGACAAGCUGUGAGCUGGUGUCCCUCUGCCACAUCCUGCUUCCCGGAGGGGCUGGCUGGUGCUUGCAGAGGAAGCUGGAAGAGAGCAGGGUCCAGCCAGCCCCUCCUUGUGGCCACCUGCGAGGCUGCUCCGUGUCUGUGCCGGCCGUGGAUGCGGAGGAGCUUGUCCUUCCCACCCCGCAGGGAUGAGGGAAUGUGUGUGUGUGUGUGUGUGUGUGUGUGUUUGUGCACGAGGGGAACUAUUUAAUGUCUAUAUAAGCACUAUCUACGCACUACGGAGCCGAGGUCCUUAUGUAUCCUCCAUUCCAUGCCUUGGUGAGCAGUGAGGGGAUUUUGCAGGGACAGGGACACCUUAGAGGGGGGCUCAGAUCCUGAGUCCAGUGGGGAGAGCAGAGCCGAUCCUGCAGGCACCUCCUUCCUGACUCAGCCCGUCCUUCCAACAACACAGCCCCAAGCAGUGAUUCCAGGACCAUCUGGGGAUGGAGAAUGGCCAGAGCAUCCCAGCAUCCCAGAGCUGACACGUGGUGUCAUCCAAAACCCCAAAGACAUUGGGAGCUGUCCCUCUGUCCGGCAGUGGGACGAGGAUGUGCCCGAGCGGGAGCUGCUGUGCGCUUCCCCACCCUGAAUUCCCACAUGGAGACAUCCCAGCACUGAGUGGCCCCAUCCAGAGAUGUCCUGGCACCGAGUGGCCCCACGUGGAUGUCCCCUUGUCACCCAUCCCACGCUGCCACCGACGAGGCCACGCCACGUGCUGCAGUGUCCCUGUCUGCGGACAACACGGCUCCCGGCGAUGGACAGGCAGCAGGCUGGGGGUGCGCUCCGGGGUUAUUCCCUCCCCUCAUGGAUUUUGGGGAGCUGUUUUCCCACCGCUGUGUCCGUGGCAGCUGGCUUGUGGGACUGAGGGUGACACACCCCUGACACUGCCAUCACCGCCAGCCCUGACCCCGCUGCUUGUCCCCAACCGUCCCGGGGCCGCAUCCCCUUCAGUGUUCGUAAUAAACCGAGACUGGUGA